AUGAAGACCUGGUUGAUGAACAUCCUGGUCGGUUUCCCGACGUUCCUUGCGUUCGGUUACUGCCUGACUUUCUUCGGUGGAAUUCUUUCUCUGCCCUCGAUCUACCUGCACUUCCCUCAGCUCGACACGACGACCACCAAGGGCGCUCUGAAAGACCACAACAGUCUGAUCCAGGGUACCGUCAAUGGCGCUUCGAACUUGGGUGGCAUCUGUGGCUCUUUGUUCUGCAUGUGGGCUGGCAACAAGUUCGGAAGGCGUUUGACCACCUUCGUUGGUGCUUUCAUCACGCUCAUCGGCACCGUCAUCUUCUGCACGUCGUUCAGCAUGGCCCAGAUGAUUGUCUCUCGUGUGGUUCAGGGAUGGGGCAUCGGUAUGAUGAUUUCCACUGUCCCUGUGUGGCAGAGCGAGUGCAGCAACACUAAGAACCGCUCCUCGCACGUUAUCGUCGACGGCAUCAUGGUGUCGGGCGGCUUCAUGCUCGCUGGAUGGAUCACCUACGGCUUCUGGACGACGCACUCUGAGGAGAGCUGGUCGUGGCGCAUCCCCGGAAUUUUCAUCGGCAUCUUCGCCCUCAUGGUCCUCUCCGGUGUCUACCUCUUCCCCGAGUCGCCCCGUUGGCUCGUCAUGAAGGGCCGCACCGAGGAGGCCGCUCUCAUCUUCGCCGACAUCCACAAGACCAGCGUCGACUCCGAGGUUGUUCAGCGUGACCUCUCCGCCGUCAUCCGUGCCAACGAGGCCUCGAAGCACACCAAGUGGACCGGUCUCUUCUCCUACCGCGAGAACAAGAUGCUCUGGCGCCUCUUCCUCACCGUCACUGUCCAGUUCUACACUCAGAUGAACGGAGCGGGUAUCAUUACGGCGUACUCGUCGCAGCUCUUCAGCACCAUUGGUCUUGGCCCCGACCUCGCGCACAUCAUCGCCGGUGUCUCGCUCACUUUCAAGCUCAUCAUGUGCUGCAUUCCCUACUUCGUCAUUGAGCGUUUCGGCCGCCGCAUGCUCUUCAUGGUCUCUGGCGCCGGCAUGGCCAUCUGCAUGUUCGUCCUUGCCAUCUGUGGCUCGCAGACGACUCCGACCCACCUCGCGCCCGCUUAUGUCGCGAUCGUCUUCGUCUUCCUCUUCCUCAUCUUCCUGCCCCUCGCGUACCUCGGCGUCAACUUCCUCUACUGCCAGGAGGUCAUCAGCACCCGCUACCGUGCCCCGGCAGGCGGCAUCUCCACUGCCGUCCUUUGGCUCACCCAGUUCGUUCUCGCUCUCACCACCCCUCUCGGUCUCCAGGUUCUCUCUUGGAGGUACUACCUCAUCUGGGGCUGUGUCUCGGCCACUAUCGUUCCCGCUGUCUACUUCUGGUACCCCGAGACUACCGGUCUCUCGAUGGAGGAGCUCGAGGACAUCUGGGCCGUCCCCGGCGGCGUCACCUCGGCCGUCCGCGAGGCUAAGCGUCUCCGCAGCCACAAGGAGAGCAAGGCUUUCGAGAGCGGCACCGCCACGCCUGUCGUUGUCGAGGAGAAGAUUGACACGGACUACGUCGAGAAGGCUUGA
Trichosporon asahii var. asahii CBS 2479 is the source of this 1539-nucleotide messenger RNA. RefSeq names its product MFS sugar transporter-like protein. Lineage: Eukaryota; Fungi; Basidiomycota; Tremellomycetes; Trichosporonales; Trichosporonaceae. The record is from RefSeq and is a predicted model, not a curated record. Gene Ontology annotation, biological process: carbohydrate transport; transmembrane transport. Bases 1 to 1539 code for a protein of 512 amino acids. Gene Ontology annotation, cellular component: membrane. The transcript is spliced from 3 exons. Gene Ontology annotation, molecular function: carbohydrate:proton symporter activity.